This is a messenger RNA of Siniperca chuatsi (mandarin fish), 3749 nucleotides long. RefSeq names its product cysteine-rich hydrophobic domain 2 (gene chic2). The coding region runs from base 266 to 778 and encodes 170 amino acids. NCBI's taxonomy places the organism in Eukaryota, Metazoa, Chordata, Actinopteri, Centrarchiformes, Sinipercidae. The transcript is spliced from 6 exons. The record is from RefSeq and is a predicted model, not a curated record.
UGUAAAUGUCUCUUUGGAAAAAAGAAAUCAGACGUCAGCACGUCUGUCCCCCUUCCGGUGUCGUACGGUUACUGCGGCGGAUGUUGAUGUUUUGUUUCGGAGCUGGCUGAACGAUGUGAACUGUAUCGUCUCUGGGACGGGUUGAUAUUUUUUGUGGUUGUCUUCACGGUUCUCUUUGUACUCUUCUCUCGGUAAGGUUUCGCUGUUCUUCGGCAUCGUGUCUCUCCCGGUGUCUCUCCCGGGAAGCGCGAGGCCGAGUCGUGCGAUGAUGGAGGACUUUGAUGAGAUCUACGAAGAGGAGGAGGAGGAAGAGGAGGACGAGGACAGGGCCGCGGAGGAGCAGCUCCUCAAGUACGCUCCGGACCCGGUGGUGGUGCGAGGGUCCGGCCACGUCACCGUGUUUGGGCUUAGUAACAAAUUUGAGUCAGAAUUUCCUUCAGCACUUACGGGAAAGGUGGCACCAGAGGAAUUCAAAGCCAGUAUCAACCGUGUGAACAGCUGCCUGAGGAAGACGCUGCCAGUGAAUGUGCGGUGGCUCCUGUGUGGCUGCCUCUGCUGCUGUUGCACAUUGGGCUUCAGUUUAUGGCCUGUCAUCUGCCUCAGCAAGAGGACAAGAAGAUCUAUAGAGAAACUUCUGGAGUGGGAGAACAGCAGACUUUACCACAAGUUGUGCUUGCAUUGGAGACUAAGCAAAAGGAAGUGUGAAACCAACAACAUGAUGGAAUAUGUAAUCCUAAUAGAGUUCUUACCUAAGAUCCCCAUCUUCAGACCGGACUAGUCCGACUGCGGCUGAUCUUAAACCUCCACUGCUGCACCACUAUGGUUGUCAAGCUCCCAAAUAAUUACCUUUCCCAAAAUACUCCCAAUAUUUUUGUUUACAGGGUAGCAUUGAUCCUCCCCCCUGUUCUCUCACACAUACCUUCUCAUACCACCCUUGUUUACAAAUCCAGCAUCCCAACACUUGUUUUUGGAGUGACUUCACCAUUGAACCAUGACCUAUCAGGCGAGCUGGCACACUGUCAAGCCAUGCUAACCAGCACCAGCCUGUGAGAUGUCAGGGGAGAACCAGCCAUGGGCAGCGUUAUGGAUUUUGGAACUAGAGCUGGAGACUGGACUCUCAAAUUGAGUUCUGUGAGCUACAACUGGAAUUUUGUCACUUGUAUGUUCCCUAAGCACAUGGCACAGUCAGACCAUGAUACUUACUGUCUCACCACCAACUUCACCUGCAAAAAAUAUACCCCAGUGCUUUUGUAACAGUUGGAUUGGAGCUCUAGAUAAUUACUAGAAGCUGUAGAGGCAACAUAACAUGGAACUCCAAAGGAACCUUCAUCCAAAUCAGCUCUGCAGCGGACAGACUAGUCAUACAGGAACAUGUUGGGCCUGUGGUCAGAACACCAGAACUGAAUAAUGUCACUCUUCUUAUCAACUACCAGACAUCCUUAUCCUCUCACCUCCUUCUGCACACUUCACUGUGCAUCACCCUAACCCAGUGACAAUCACACACUGACUGUUCUCUCCGUAGUAUGAAUGGGUCUUUAUGCUACACAGUUUACCUGGAACAAUUUGUUUUCAGCAUUAUGUGUGUCCAGGUGAUGGGCUGGCUGCCUACCAACAGCAUCUGAGUCGCAGUGGAACAUGUAAGCUGGAAAGAAGGCCACUAGCGAUGAAGAGAAGAAACCAUUUUUUCUUGUCUUUUUUUUUUUGUAUUUCUAGUUUUGUUAACUGUUUUGGUGAAAGAGAGGCAGUCAAUGCUUGCAAAACUGCUCACUGUGUUGUGUAUGUGUGUGUGUCAGAGAAAGAUAAGCAAAAAAGAGACAAAUCAGACAUGAAGAGAUACUCUUUACUCUGUAAAGCAGGGUUCUUCCUUUGCCAUAACCAAUCUUUGUUACUUUUGUUGUAGUAAUUUAUAAAUGUGUGAGUCUGCAUAUAAUAUGUGCAUUUGUGAAAUAGGCCUUGGUUGUUGGGUUUUUUUUUUUUUUGGUUUUUUUUUGCAAAGAUUGUUUCCUUUUUGUCUUUAUGGUCAUGUGUCAACACUGAAGCACACAAUCGCUUUGUCUUUAACACCUUCACAUGGCCUCUUCCUUAUCUGCUGAUCCUGGCUUAAUUAUGAGUGUAAAAGAUGUGGCUCUUGUGAGAAAGUUCCUCUGUAUAAGAUAUAAUCUGACUCAUUACAUUCAGAGGUCUGGGGUGACCAAAAGUGUUAGGUCCUCUUUAUUAUGUGUUAGGUAAUACCAGGGUUCUGUAUCAUGAAGCAGGAUUACUGAAGUUAGCUUGAUAACUGCACUGAGUAAUACCAGACCUUUCCAAAAUCAGGAACAUGGACUUAAAGCUGCACUUAUCAGUAGUUUUAUAUUAACAAUGUAAAUGUAAUGUGAAAGGGGUUACAUGUAAUGAUGAACGUACCCAACUCUGCAAUUCUCCUUAGCUCUACGGAGCGUUUUAGCAUCUUUCACCUCAUUGUUUUGGUUUUCUGGCCUGCAACUUUAAUGUUUUGGCUCAGUUUCACUGCUCUCAUCAGUCUUGUUUCCAACAGCAGCAGGCAGCUGUUUUCAGAGGAAAAGCUCUGAUAAACCCACUGUUCACUACCUAUCCAGCACCAACAGCAGACAGACACAGUUGGCAACUAGCUGGUUAACAUAGUGCAGCAUUUAGCAGCUAAAGAGCCAGAUAUUUCCCUUAGGAGUUAAUGGAGACCGAUAAUGGAGCUAAAAGGAGAGUGAAUAGUGUACUUACAUUCAUCAGGUGGCCAGAAACACAAUUAAUAAUGAUGUGUCUACUGGAUGUGUAAAUAGGCAACUGUUGGCUAACAAAUUUGUUAUAUUAACAUAAUAAUUUGAUAACAUGUCAAUCAAUGCAGGUUUAAGUAAAAAGACUUGUUCCAGGCUCGAUUUAGAUCAGUUAUCUAGCUAACUAACAAUCCUGCUUUGUGAUAAAGGCAUAAGAGUAUUUUUUUUAAACUGUUGACAUACAACAUAGAACCAUUUGCCAGCAAGGCAGAACAGAAAAAGAAGGCCCUUUUGAAUAUGGUAUAGAUUAAGUUUUUCCUGCUCAGCACACCUCUUGAUUUAUAAUAAGAUUCAACAAAGCCACUUAGUUUUAGGUCACUCAGCUCUGUAUGGGUCAUACUCAGGGGAUUAUACUAGAUAAACAACAAAAUGUAGUGAAAAUCUCACUGUCAGAUAUGUUCCAAAGUUACACCGGGGGUCAAGUAUACCAUACAAAUCAUGCGUUACUUGAAUAACUGUAAAAUUAGUUUGUUUUGAAAUUGAAAAAUGCCACUAACAAAAAGACAACUAACCUUUCUGUGCUCUUCCUGUUUAGAUAGGAAAGGAAGCACAUAUUGCACGGACACACAAAGCUCAGACAUUGUGUUGGUUUAUGUUAAAAGACCCAAAUUCACUUGAUUACCACUGGGUUGCCUGUUGAUUCAUCAGUCACUUUUCUAUAUUUUUGAUUGUUGUCUGUUCUAUGUAAAUCAAGGCAUAAGGCCAUAUGCAGAUAUUUGUGGUGUGUGUGUGUAUGUGCAUGGUAUAUGCAGAGGCAAAUGGUCUUUGUAGUUCUCAGACUGUGAUUGAACCCUGCACAGAAAAUGAGUCCUUUUUAUAUAAUCUGGGGUGUUUUUGUGUGUGUGUGUGUGUGUGUGUUUGUGUGUGUGUGUAUGAGGAAGAGAAAGAUAUAUGUACAUAUGACUCAUGAGCAGGUGUAUGUACAGUAAUAAGCUACCAAUAAACAAAGCUAUGGGCAUCCUC